This is a messenger RNA of Tympanuchus pallidicinctus (lesser prairie-chicken), 1736 nucleotides long. RefSeq names its product SIX homeobox 1 (gene SIX1). Gene Ontology annotation, cellular component: nucleus; transcription regulator complex. Gene Ontology annotation, molecular function: RNA polymerase II cis-regulatory region sequence-specific DNA binding; DNA-binding transcription factor activity, RNA polymerase II-specific. The transcript has 3 exons. The coding region runs from base 160 to 1008 and encodes 282 amino acids. The record is from RefSeq and is a predicted model, not a curated record. Lineage: Eukaryota; Metazoa; Chordata; Aves; Galliformes; Phasianidae. Gene Ontology annotation, biological process: regulation of transcription by RNA polymerase II.
CCCCGGCGCUCCGCCGAGCAUCCCCCGCUCCGCCGCCGCGGCCGCCUCCGCGCCUCCCCGCUCUGGGGACGGGACCGGGCCCGGGGCUCUCCCCGCCCCUCCGCCGCCUCCCGGUGCCGCACGCAGCCCCGAGCCGCCCCUCGGCGCCCGGCCCCGGCCAUGUCGAUGCUGCCGUCGUUCGGCUUCACGCAGGAGCAGGUCGCCUGCGUGUGCGAGGUGCUGCAGCAGGGGGGGAACCUGGAGCGCCUGGGCCGCUUCCUCUGGUCGCUGCCGGCCUGCGACCACCUGCACAAGAACGAGAGCGUCCUCAAGGCCAAAGCGGUGGUGGCCUUCCACCGGGGCAACUUCCGCGAGCUCUACAAGAUCCUGGAGAGCCACCAGUUCUCGCCCCACAACCACCCCAAGCUGCAGCAGCUCUGGCUCAAGGCGCACUACGUGGAAGCCGAGAAGCUGCGCGGGCGGCCGCUGGGAGCCGUGGGCAAAUACCGGGUGCGCCGAAAGUUCCCCCUGCCCCGCACCAUCUGGGACGGCGAGGAGACGAGCUACUGCUUCAAGGAGAAAUCGCGGGGGGUGCUGCGGGAGUGGUACGCGCACAACCCCUACCCCUCUCCCCGCGAGAAGCGGGAGCUGGCCGAGGCCACCGGGCUCACCACCACGCAGGUCAGCAACUGGUUCAAGAACCGGCGGCAGCGGGACCGGGCGGCGGAGGCCAAGGAGAGGGAGAACACGGAGAACAACAACGCGGCCACCAACAAACCCAACCAGCUCUCCCCUCUGGACGGGAGCAAACCCCUCAUGUCCAGCUCCGAGGAAGAAUUUUCACCGCCGCAGAGCCCGGAUCAGAACUCGGUCCUCCUGUUGCAGGGGAACCUCGCUCACGGCAGGAGCUCCGCGUACCCGCUGAGCUCCCUGCCCGCCCCCCCGGGCACGCACAGCCUCCCGGGCCAUCAGCUCCAGGACUCGCUGCUGGGGCCGCUCACCUCCAGCCUGGUGGACCUGGGCUCCUAAAGGGCUCCACUCGCAGACACGGACUCUCGGUUGUACAUAGCGGACGGUGAUCCUGAACGUGACUUCGGCUCUUCUCCACGGUCUCAGCUCCAGCCAAACGCAGAGAGCGGCAGAAAGCCCUCAGCCUUUCGAGUUCAAGUGAGCGGGAAUUACAACAACAGAAAGAGAAAUGAAAGGGGAGAGGGGGGGGGGAAAAAAUCCAACCCCGAACCUCAGAUCCCCAUUGCGCCCCAUAAAUCCCAACUGAUGCGGCCCAGAGGCAGAGGGAGCACAGGGCCCUUUGUGGCAGCAGGAGGAGGGAGGGGAACUUUUCGUUUACAUUUCUUUUUUUUUUUUUCAUAUUUAGCUUCACCGGAAGGAUUUCGAUGUAGUUUAAAAUUAAAAAAGAAAUAUAUAUAUAUAUAUAUAUAAUUAGGAAGCGGCAGUAUGAGGGUUUUACCAAGUGCCUAUGUCUUAACGCGGCGGUGCUGCUCCCCCACCGGGACACGCAGCGAUUCGGCUUCACAUUAGGACAAGAACAACAGCGAAAAUAAAUGCGGACGGCCCUUUCCUUCUGCACGAGCGUCUCUCUCUGUCUGCCCACCCCCUCCAACCCCCAGCUCUGCCUCUCAGUAAGCCCGCAGCUGUCUGCCUCGAGUCUGUGUUACCGACCUCGCGUGUGCUUUCAGGUUUCUUUUCUAUUGUACUCAAACAGCCGAAAUUAAACACCGCUGAUGGCAGAACCCCGA